CUAACAGGAGCCAGGCCGCCACUAUGUCUAAGGAACUGUCAGUGACCCAGGCAGCUCAGUACGUGGGGCCAUAUAGACUAGAGAAGACUCUCGGGAAAGGCCAGACAGGUCUGGUGAAGCUCGGGAUUCACUGCAUCACUGGUCAAAAAGUAGCCAUCAAAAUAGUCAACAGAGAAAAACUCUCAGAAUCUGUGUUGAUGAAGGUGGAGAGAGAAAUCGCUAUUUUAAAACUGAUUGAACAUCCACAUGUGUUGAAACUCCAUGAUGUUUAUGAGAAUAACAAAUACCUAUAUUUGGUACUGGAGCAUGUUUCAGGAGGAGAGCUUUUUGACUAUUUGGUGAAGAAAGGCAGACUGACGCCUAAAGAGGCACGAAAGUUCUUCAGACAAAUCAUAUCUGCUUUGGACUUCUGUCAUAGUCACUCUAUAUGUCAUAGAGACCUGAAGCCAGAAAACCUCCUGCUGGAUGAGAGGAACAAUAUCAGGAUUGCAGACUUUGGCAUGGCCUCACUACAGGUGGGAGACAGUAUGCUAGAGACAAGCUGUGGAUCUCCUCAUUAUGCAUGUCCAGAGGUUAUCAGGGGUGAGAAAUAUGAUGGUCGACGGGCUGAUGUAUGGAGCUGUGGAGUCAUUCUCUUCGCUCUGCUAGUGGGCGCGCUGCCCUUCGACCACGAUAACCUGCGGCAGCUGCUGGAGAAGGUGAAGAGUGGAGUGUUCCACAUGCCACAUUUCAUCCCACCUGAGUGCCAGGCUCUGCUGCGGGGCAUGAUCGAGGUCAACCCUGAAAAAAGAGUCACGCUAGAGGCCAUCCAGAAACAUGCUUGGUAUCAAGCUGGACGCAAUGAGCCAUGUCUGGAGCUGCCGCCCCCAAGGCGCGUGAGCAUGGGACGGAUCAUGUCUCUGACAGAGCUGGACCCAGAUGUGCUGGACAGCAUGUAUUCUCUGGGCUGUUUCAGGGACCGGGUUAAACUGGCCCAAGACCUGCAGUGUGAAGAAGAUAACCAAGAGAAGAUGAUCUACUAUCUCCUGUUAGACCGUAAAGAGCGCUAUCCUAGCCAUGAGGAUGAGGAUCUUCCUCCCAGAAAUGACAUUGACCCUCCAAGGAAGCGUGUAGACUCACCUAUGUUGACCCGUCACGGCCGCUGCCGGCCAGAGAGAAAGAGUCUGGAGGUGCUGAGUGUGACGGAGCAGGGCUCUCCCACACCCCCGCGCAGAGCGCUGGACACCUCUCACAGCCAAAGAUCUCGAUCUGUAAGUGGAGCAUCAACGGGCCUCUCGUCUAGUCCUCUAAGUAGUCCCAGGAGCCCUGUCUUUACCUUCAGCAAGCCGGAGGUAGUUGCCGCCACCAAAGCAGGAAGCGGCAGCACCUCUGCUCGUCCCAACCGAUCGCAUGAACCCAAAACGCAGACGCUUCCAUCUAAAAACACACCCGAACGCCCCCAACUCCAGUCCAUGAAGUCCCUCCCCCUGCCCUCCUCGUCCCGCUCUCCCUCUCCUUCUCCCCUCUUGUCGCCCUUUCCCCGUUUCCUCUUCUUUCCUUCUCCAUCUGCGGUGCUGAAGUCGGUGACUAAAAGCCUGUAUCCCAUGUCUCAGGUCACCCCUCAGGGCUCUCCCCUGCCCACCCCGCUGGGUACCCCUGUGCAUCACCCCCCCCCCCCACUCCCACCCUCCUCCUCCUCUUCUGCUUCUUCCUCCCGAGCCGAGGGAGGAAGUGUGGGCGUGGGCUCACUCUCCUUGACCCCACCCUCUAGUCCAGGGGGAGGCGCCAGCAUGGCGGCCAGUAGCUCCGCCCACUGGAGGACACGCCUCAACUCGUUGAAGAACAACCUGUUGGGGUCGCCGAGGUUCCACCGCCGCAAGCUGCAGGUGCCAACCUCAGAAGACAUGUCCAGUUUAACACCAGAAUCAAGCCCAGAGCUGGCUAAAAAAUCCUGGUUUGGGAAUUUCAUCAGUCUGGAGAAAGAAGAGCAGAUUUUUUUGGUCAUCAGAGACAAACCUCUUAGUUCCAUUAAAGCCGAUAUCGUCCAUGCCUUCCUCUCUAUUCCCUCCCUCAGUCACAGCGUAAUCUCUCAGACGAGUUUCCGAGCAGAGUAUAAGUCUUCUGGAGGUGCGUCUGUCUUCCAGAAACCCGUCAGAUUCCAGGUAGACAUUUCCUUUUCUGAGGGGGAAAGAGAGCGAGAGCGAGAGCGAGAGCGAGAGAGAGACAGGGAUGGACAGAAGGAUUACGGAAUCUACAGUGUAACUUUUAGCCUCAUAUCAGGUCCAAGUCGCAGAUUUAGACGAGUUGUUGAAACGAUUCAAUCCCAGUUGCUCGGUGCUCAUGACCAGCCCAUGGUGCAAACUCUUUCAGAUGAGAAGAACAGUCGCCCUCCUAGAACACCAACUAGACAGAACUCCCGGCGUUCAGAGGGCGGAGCCGACCGCUGCGAGUGGGUGGAGCGUGGAGAGGGCGGGGUUUUACUCCAGCGCAGGGGGUCGGGAAGAGAAAGAACCCGCCUACUUUCCUCCAGUGGAACACAAUCACAGCCCUGAGCUGGAUAUAUUGUGAAUAAUCAGCAAUCCAUCAAGAUAUGAGCCAUGGUAUGAGACUAAACUACUCAAACGUUCCUUCUCCCCUUGUCACCUCAGAACAGCAUGAUGGUAAAAUGUGUUUUUAAAGGAGCUAAUGAAAGUCUAAUGAAACCAAAUACUGAUACACAUUGUGAAAGAACAUGGGAUGCAACGAAGCAAGGACCGUCUCCAUUGUACGAUAAUACAACGAGGAACACCUCCAAACUUUCUUCUGAAUCUUAUUUAAUUAUUCAUCCCGGACAAUGCUUUGAUUUAUGCUGUAUUUUCUCUCAUGCGAUUUGGAUGUAACGUGCAAAAUCUGAGCUGAUAAUGACAUUCAUGAAACGAAAGGUUUCAGUUGGGGGUAGCGCACCAUCUGUUCCUUAAAGGCCUGGUCUCCGUUUCAGCCAUCGAGUAAUUAUAGCAACAGAGUCUGAAUUUUUAUCCUCCAAAAAUCAUGUUUAAAAAGAAAAUAUGUAGAGAUCCAGAUCCAGAAGCUAUUAGCACCAAGAGUCUGCUCAGAUGUAUGCAAUAAAAAUCAAUAAGCUACAAAAGAUUCAGUUUAACGAAGCUGCACACGCUGAAUCUUUUAAAACAUGAUUACCUCCUUGAGCGGACAGACUCAUGAUGAUUUUAUGACCGUAAAUAAAUUGCUCACCAGCCCUGCUUCAUUAGCUAUAGACAACUUCAUUUUCACUCUCCACAGAAAUGCUGCAUGCUAAAUAACGUCGAGCUUCAACCCCAAUGACUGAUCGUGAUUGUAAAACAUUGCUGCGUGCGUUUACACAUCUAAAUCUGGCCUCGAUUCGCCCUUUUGGCAAUUCAAAUGGACAAGAGCGUCUGACUAAUGGAGGAUUCCCAUGACUGUUCUCUCCAUCAAGAGUUCAAAUAUAAAGUUUCCCUUUUAGAUGCCAAAGGGAGCGAGAAUCUUUCCAAAACGUGAAAGGAUGUUUAUCCCGAUUCUCUGUUGCUGCAAGACGUUUGGUUGAAGCCAACCAAGUGAAUGUCGUUGACUAUUUUAUUUGUUAAUUUUAGUUUAUUGAAAAUAAUUUAUUUGAAUAUUACUCCUGGUGAUUAAAAAAAUGGCCAUUAGGUGUACAAAGAAUGGAAUGUCUGAGGUUUAAAACAAUACAUAUUUUGAGGGAAUUGCAACCUAAUCUAUGGCAAAGGUCGCUUUUCUUUUAAACAAGUAAACGUGCUUUUUACUCGUGUCUUUGAAUUUAAAUCGACGAAUAUAUAUAUAUAAAAAAUACUCUUUAAAAAUGAGUAAAUUCUGUGUCCCUAGCAUCACUGAACGGAAAUGCAAAAAUAAUUACAAGGUUUCCUGAACCCUCCCCCUCAUCUGCCAGUCAAACAGAUAGCCACGCCCCAAACUCACACCAUUGGUUGAGCCAAAGUUGCUUUUUAAUUCAAAUUUUCCCUUCAUACACUCUUGGUUCUUAUUUUUUAGCAUUUAUGUUUCCAUGAAGAACUUUUAACAUCCAUGGAAUCAUUCCACAAACGGUUCUUUAGAUUAUUAAAAUGUUUUUCACACAAAGGAAAAAAAAGGUUCUUUAAAGAACAGUUUUCUUUGGGGAACCAAAAAAAAAAAAAAAAAAAAAAAAAAAAUUAAAUCAACUAUGGCAUCACAGUAAAAAAAUCCCCUUUAUUUUUUAAGAAUAAAGCUGGGAUAAAAGAAAGUAUUUCAAAUCCCUCCAAAAACCACACUCUUCACCUUUAAGAAGAAAACAGUAUCGCAGAAAAGAACUCUCCCUUGCUUGUACGUCUGCACACAGUAUUACCGUAAUGACAGCGAAAGAAAGACUUCCUCUGGACAUUAUCUGAUGAGGAAAAUAUGCUGUACCUUGCGACCCAAAGAGGAAACUAGAAACUGAAUGGUAUUUGAAACAACAUAAGCCAUUGUCUAGGCCACGGACCUUGCUCGCACCAUCACAAAAUAUGUACAUUCACAACAAUUUGUCUUCAGUUAUGAUUAUAAUACAGUAUAAAAUAUGAAACUGGUCUCUUUGUACAGCACUGCUUCGUCAUUGGGCUUCCGUGCAGCGGUUAUGCAACCGAUCCAGCAUAAUAUAUCUGAAAGAGAGACACUCUCUCUGUAUAAAUGGCUUUUCUGCACAACAGUUGUCACGAAUCUUGUAAAUGUGAUCCAAUUUUGUGUGUCUCUGUGAAUUUUAAGUUGUCUGUGUGUCAGCUCACUCUCUUUUCCAUUUAUUUAUUGUAUGGAAAUCAGUUGAGACUAAAAGGCUCAUUAUAUCAUGUGACAGAUGUACCAUCAUAUCUUAUCAUAUCUAUAAUAUACAUACAGUCUAAGCAAGGUAUGCAGUUUGGGGGAAGCACAUCAUGAUCAUUAAAAACUGACCAGUCCAAAUCUAAGGAAAGCACUCUCCAUUUAUGCUGCAAAAACGAAUAGCAUUAUGUGUAUUAUAUUUUUGCAUCAGGUAAUGGUUCAAAUAUGGAUGUGAACAACUAUUUGGACAUGUCAUAACUUGUAUUGUCUUAGCUGGCUAUCAGUUGGUUAACAUCAGUAUAUGUAUUUUUAGAAAUAACAACAGAACAAAAUUACUUAGGAACAGCAUUGCCAAUGCAAUAUUGAUUUUAUUUUAUUUUUUCUGUUAAGUCUGGCCAGGUUUCAUUUAUUCUUCAAUUUAUGUAUGUAUGCGCUCAAUGUGUUCCCAACCCCUCAACAGAAUUUUAACUAUAUUAGUGUGAAUAUACUGUAUGUUGACAUCUCAUUUGCCGAGAGUGAAUGGAUCAUGAUCGUGCAUCUGGAAGUUUGUGCACAGUGUGUGUUCACAAUGCACAGAGAGUCACACGGUUAAAUGGGUGAGUGCUCUGCAUGUCAGAACACAUUGUUCUUUGUAUAUCUGCUUUGAAAGUCAACGUGUGUGUAUGGACGUGAAGUUGGAAUGCAUCAUGCUAUUGUGCACAUAUGUGUGUGUGUGUGUGUGUGUGUGUGUGUGUGUGUGUGUGUGUGUGGAAGUGAGGGAAUCAAAAUGGAUUCAGGAUGGUCUAUGUAUUAAGUUUGAUAGGCGUCAAUAAAAAUAACCAACAAGGUUUA
Messenger RNA from Cyprinus carpio (common carp), 5607 nucleotides. RefSeq names its product BR serine/threonine kinase 1a (gene brsk1a). Gene Ontology annotation, molecular function: tau-protein kinase activity; ATP binding; protein serine/threonine kinase activity. The record is from RefSeq and is a predicted model, not a curated record. Gene Ontology annotation, cellular component: cytoplasm. Gene Ontology annotation, biological process: intracellular signal transduction; microtubule cytoskeleton organization; protein phosphorylation. NCBI's taxonomy places the organism in Eukaryota, Metazoa, Chordata, Actinopteri, Cypriniformes, Cyprinidae.